This is a messenger RNA of Microcebus murinus (gray mouse lemur), 3236 nucleotides long. It is a transcript of the gene PTGIR, whose product is annotated as prostaglandin I2 receptor. The record is from RefSeq and is a predicted model, not a curated record. NCBI's taxonomy places the organism in Eukaryota, Metazoa, Chordata, Mammalia, Primates, Cheirogaleidae. Gene Ontology annotation, biological process: positive regulation of cytosolic calcium ion concentration; negative regulation of smooth muscle cell proliferation; inflammatory response. Gene Ontology annotation, cellular component: plasma membrane. Gene Ontology annotation, molecular function: prostacyclin receptor activity.
GAGUAGGGAGAGAGGGAGGGAGGGAAGGAGGGAGGGAAGGAGAAGCUGACACAAGAGACUGACACACAGCGAAAGACACAAGACACACGAGCAAGGCGGGCCGGGGGUGAGAGGAGCAGAGACUGAGAGGCUGCAGAUUCCCGGUGAGCAGGGCGGGGAAAGAGAGGUGCAGGGAAGGAGGGGACAGAGGGCUGGGGGUGGGGGAGAAAGGAAGAAGAGGGCAAGGGAGGGGACAGAGACAGGGAGACAGCAAGAGACAGAGAAAGCGGGAACUAGGGACGUCCAGAGAGUGAAGGACAGAGACAGAGAUAGGAACUAGGGACGCCCAGAGAGUGAAGGACAGAGACAGAGAUAGAGAUAGAAAUAAAUAAGUGGGGGGAAAACCAGGGAGAGACAGAGUGACAGAGAGGGACAGAGAGACAGACCCGAGAGAAACGCAGGCACGCACCAGGAGACCAGGAGAACUGGGGUCGGCUGGGUGACCCCAGCUGCCACAGGGACGGUGGCCCGGAGCCUCCGAGCUGGCCACAGGGGAAGGCCUGGCCGGCCGUGAUCCCCGCCUCCCGUCCUUGGGGACCUUCCUGCCCAGGCCGGGGAUGGCGGAUUCGUGCCGCAACCUCACCUACGUGCGGGGCUCGGUGGGGCCGGCCACCAGCACCCUCAUGUUCGUGGCGGGCGUGGCGGGCAACGGGCUGGCGCUGGGCAUCCUGGGCGCGCGGCGGCGGCGGUCGCGCCCGUCGGCCUUCGCCGUGCUGGUCACCGGGCUGGCGGUGACAGACCUGCUGGGCACGUGCUUCCUGAGCCCGGCCGUGUUCGUGGCCUACGCCCGCAACAGCUCGCUGCUGGGCCUGGCGCGGGGCGGGCCCGCGCUGUGCGACGCCUUCGCCUUCGCCAUGACCUUCUUCGGCCUGGCCUCCACGCUCAUCCUCUUCGCCAUGGCGGUGGAGCGCUGCCUGGCGCUCAGCCACCCCUACCGGUACGCGCGGCUGGACGCGCCGCGCUGCGCCCGCCUGGCGCUGCCCGCCAUCUACGCCUUCUGCGCGCUCUUCUGCGCGCUGCCGCUGGCCGGCCUGGGCCAGCACCAGCAGUACUGCCCGGGCAGCUGGUGCUUCGUCCGCCUGCGCGCCGCCGAGCCCGGCGGCUGCGCCUUCUCGCUGGCCUACGCCAGCCUCGUGGCCCUGCUGGUGGCCGCCAUCUUCCUGUGCAACGGCUCGGUCACGCUCAGCCUGUGCCGCAUGUACCGCCAGCAGAGGCGCCCCCCGGGCUCGCUGGUGCCCGGGCUCCGCGCGGGCGAGGACGAGGUGGACUAUCUCAUUCUGCUGGCCCUCAUGACGGGCAUCAUGGCCGUGUGCUCCCUGCCCCUCACGGUCCGCGGCUUCACCCAGGCCAUCAGCCCCGACAGCAGCGAGAUGGGGGACCUCCUGGCCUUCCGCUUCAAUGCCUUCAACCCCAUCCUGGACCCCUGGGUCUUCAUCCUUUUCCGCAAGGCCGUCUUCCAGCAACUCAAGCUCUGGUUCUGCUGCCUGUGUCCUGGGCCCGCCCGAGGCGACACGCAGACUUCCCUCUCCCAGCCCAUCUCUGGGAGGAGGGACCCAAGGGACCCCUCUGCCCAUGAGGGGAAGGAGGGGGGCUGGGUGCCUUUGUCAGCCUGGGGCGAGGGGCAGGCGGCACCCUUGCCCCCCGCACAGCGGCCCGGCAGCAGCACCGUGGGAACGCCAUCCAAAGCAGAGGCCACUGUCGCCUGCUCCCUCUGCUGACACUCUAAGCUGACCCUGUGGUCUCCAGCCCUGUCUUCAGGGAACAGGGGCCAGAAAACCAGGGACAUGGCUGAUGGGUGCGGAUGCCAGAACCUUGGCCCCGAACUCUGGGGGCGUCAGCUGCUAUUGCUCCUCCAUGCGGGCUCGGGGAGGAGAGCGAGGGACAGAGGGAACAUUUAUCCUGGAGCACAGAAAGAAUAAUUCUCUCAAAAUAACCAGUGGCCUGGCCGGCCGGCUCUGGUCCCCGAGUCUCCAUCCAUCUCACUGUCUAAAUAUUUAGAAGGCGGAAAAGUUCCCAGCGGCUUCUGUGUACUCAGGUCUCCUCCCGUUGGGGUGUUGGCUCCUAUCUUCAUCCAUUAAGGGGGCCCCGCUGCCCACCCCAAAUUCCCAGGGGCAGCCCUGCCCUCUCCCAAGCCACGCCAAGAGCUGGGCCCUCUCUGCCCCGAGAGAGCCAGGGAUUCUUGGAAAAGUUCCCCGCCUCCCCUCGCUGCCCAGCCCUGCCACGCUUGGGAGCCCUGGCCCCCGAGGGCAGGCGGGAGGAAGCAGAAGCUGCUGUGUUGUGCGUGACAAUGCAGGACAUGUGCCUGGUCCCAAAGGGGCCCGAGACACAAACCGUGGGGUGCGGGUGGUGGGGAGAUAGAUGGAGAAGCUGUCGGGUGAAGGGGUGGGGUGUGCAGAGCCCAGGGACUGCCCCAGAAAGCAGACCCAAGUCCUAUACCUGUCCCCAGGCUCCUGAAUAAAUAACCCUUCAUUCAUUCAUUCAUUCAUUCAUUCAUUCAUUCAACAAAUACUCAGCGGGGUCCAGUGAGCUGACUAGCAUAAUGGAAGUGAGUGGGCAUUUGGUGGGGAAGGGUGAAUGGGAACCCCCCGGUCCCCUGCACUGCUGGCCUCAGUUUCCCUUUCUCACUCUCCCCCUACAUCCUCUGCCCCGGGUUAAAACAAUAAAUCCACACCUGGGGAUAACCGGGUUGGGUGAAGCCUGAACCUCCUAUAAAGACAGCAGCAGCUCACAUGCCUCUCCCUCCAUCAUAACAGCCUAUUAUUUUUUAUUUAAAGACAGGGGUCUUGCUAUGUUGUCCAGGUGGUCCUGGGCUCAAGUGAUCCUCCUGUCUCAGCCUUCCAAGUAGGUGGGCCACCAUGCCUGGCAUCAGCCUAUCACUAGAACCUUUCUCUUGAGGCUGGGUGAGAUCAAGGUCCAGAGGGGACAAUCACCUGGCCUGGGCCACACAGUGAGAGGUGGGCAGAGCAGAGGGAGCAGGCCUAGCUGUCCAUCUCCAGGGGACCUUGGUUUCCUUGUGAUCAGAAUCUAGUACUUAGUUUACAGGGUUGCUUUCAGGAUUCAGUGAGUUGCUCUAAAAAGCAAUUUAGCACAGGGCCUGGACUAAAGCCCACAAGAAAUGUUACCAUUAUUGCCAUCUUUGUUGUUGCUAUUGUUAUCUGGGCAAACAAGAUUUUAAAACAAAGCCAUGCUUUGCUUCA